UUGCUGCAUCUUACGGAGCGUGCAUAUCUUUUCGGUAUUGAGGUAAACCAGUUUAUACUUUUAUAAAUAAUAUUUUAUGAGCUUAUACACGUAGAAACAAUCGCUGUAGGAAUAACACAACUUUAUAAACUCAUGUGUAGCCUAAUUACAGAGUGUAAUUUCCAGAGCCAUGUAUCUGUGAGUGCUUGUGUUGUUGAUCAUAGUGGUAUUUUAUGUACCUAGAAUGUGCAUUGUUUUUCACAUACGAAGCUGAGCCAGAUGUGUAUAUUGGUCUGUCUUGAAAUGCAUGUUUUAAAGUUAGUCACGCUUGAAUGAGUCAUUCUUUAGUGGAGGGCAGGCUCCUUGCUUAUACUGUUGAGAGGUGUAGGGACUUCAGGACAUACCACUGACAAUGUAUGUAAACUUAAAUUAUUUACUCUAUUUAUUGUCUAAAUCAUUGCAAUUGAUCUUAGGCACUUUGAUGACACAAAGUUGCCUUAGGCAGAGGGGAUAAUGUUUUUAAUAUAAUAGCUGUGUUGUUAUUUUACAUGUAUUUUAGGCAUGCAAAAUAUAAUAGCAUUGGUUGUCAGUGGAGUUGUCACAAUCACAUUUGAGGAAUUUACACAUUGUAAUCCUCUUUUUGGUUCUGUUGCCCUGAGAUUUUGAACAGAUCUCUUGAAGAGAGCUGCUAUUACAUUAAAAAGUUAAUUGUACAAACUUAAUUUCAAUAAUACAAGAGAGAAAAUUCAAAAUAACCACAUGUUCUCCCAAAAAUGUAUUCUGUGACAUCUAAUUAACUGGUUUUAAUGAAGCUCUAUUUUGACAAAAGUGACACAACUGUGUUAAUAUUUCAUUUUAUGGUAAAUAUGACAAUUUGGUACUUAAAUUCUACAGUUUAAUGUAUUUGUGAUGCGUGAUUUGAAGGAGUCAGGCGCAGCAGGGAAAUCAAAGUAUACAGAGUUUAUUCCGUAAUACAGCGUUAACCAGUCCAGUGCGCACAACAGGCGCACUGGAACAAACAGGCACACAGGGAAAAUACCCCGGCAAUACAAAAUACACUGAGCUCAACUGAGCUACUAUCUCCUCACAAUAAACAAUCACCCACAAGGACAAGGGGGCAGAGGGAACACUUAUACACAUACUAAUGAGGGGAUAUGAACCAGGUGUGUGUAAUAGACAAGACAAAACUAAUGGAAUGAUGAGAUAUGGAGCGGCAGUGGCUAGAAGGCCGGUGACGACGAACGCCCAAGCCUGCCCGAACAAGGAGAGGAGGCAGCUUCGGAGGAAGUCGUGACAGUAUUUCUGAACUUAUACAGUACCAGUCAAAAGUUUGGAUACACCUAUUCAUUCAAGGGUUUUUCUAUAUUUUUACUAUUUUCUACACUAUAGAAUAAUAGUGAAGACAUCAAAACUAUAAAUAACACAUAUGGAAUCAUGUAGUAACCAAAAAAGUGUUAAACAAAUCCAAAUAUAUUUUAUAUUUGAGAUUCUUCAAAUAGCCACCCUUUGCCUUGAUGACAGCUUUGCACACUCUUGGCAUUCUCUCAACCAGCUUCACCUGGAAUGCUUUUCCAACAGUCUUGAAGGAGUUCCCACAUAUGCUGAGCACUUGUUGGCUGCUUUUCCUUCACUCUGCGGUCCGACUCAUCCCAAACCAUCUCAAUUGGGUUGAGGUCGGGGGAUUGUGGAGGCCAGGUCAUCUGAUGCAGCACUCCAUCACGCUCCUUCUUGGUAAAAUAGCCCUUACACAGCCUGGAGGUGUGUUGGGUCAUUGUCCUGUUGAAAAACAAAUGAUAGUCCCACUAAGCCCAAACCAGAUAGGAUGGCAUAUCGCUGCAGAAUGCUGUGGUAGCCAUGCUGGUUAAGUGUGCCUUGAAUUCAUAAUAAAAUCACAGACAGUGUCACCAGAAAAGCACCCCCACACCAUAACACCUCCUCCUCCAUGCUUUAAGAUGGGAACUACACAUGCAAAGAUUAUCCGUUCACCCACACCGCGUCUCAGAAAUACACGGCGGUUGGAACCAAAAAUCUCAAAUUUGGACUCCAGACCAAAGGACACAUUUCCACCGGUCUAAUGUCCAUUGCUCGUGUUUCUUGCCCAAGCAGGUCUCUUCUUCUUAUUGGUGUCCAUUAGUAGUGAUUUCUUUGCAGCAAUUCGACCAUGAAGGCCUGAUUCACGCAGUCCCCUCUGAACAGUUGAUGUUGAGAUGUGUCUGUGACUUGAACUCUGUGAAGCAUUUAUUUGGGCUGCAAUUUCUGAGGCUGGUAACUCUAAUGAACUUAUCCUCUGCAGCAGAGCUAACUCUGGGUCUUCCAUUCCUGUGGCGGUCCUCAUGAGAGCCAGUUUCAUCAUAGCGCUUGAUGGUUUUUGUGACUGCACUUGAAGAAACUUUCAAAGUUCUUGAAAUGUUCCAUAUUGACUGACCUUCAUGUCUUAAGAGUAAUUAUGGACUGUCGUUUCUCUUUACUUAUUUGAGCUGUUCUUGAUAUAAUAUGGACUUGGUCUUUUAUCAAAUAGGUCUAUCUUCUGUAUACCCCCCUCCCUUGUCACAACACAACUGAUUGGCUCAAACGCAUUAAGAAGGAAAGAAAUUCCACAAAUUAACUUUUAAGAAGGCACACCUGUUAACUGAAAUGCAUUCCAGGUGACCUCAUGAAUCUGGUUGAUGGAAUGCCAAGAGUGUGCAAAGCUGUCAUCAAGGCAAAGGGUGGCUAUUUGAAGAAUCUCAAAUAUAAAAUAUAUUUUGAUUUGUUUAACACUUUUUUGAUUACUACAUGAUUCCAUAUGUGUUAUUUCAUAGUUUUGAUGUCUUCACUAUUAUUCUACAAUGUAGAAAAUAGUAAAAAUAAAGAAAAACCCUUGAAUGAGUAGGUGUGUCCAAACUUUUGACUGGUAGUGUAUAUUACCUAUGCGGUUUAUGAAGGUGGUAUUACAUAAAACCUAUCAAUUGUAAUUUAAUUUAGUUAUAGUCAUUAGUAACUGCCUGGUAAUCACAAGGUCAGAGGCAUAGCUGAACUUGAAUCUGGCCUUAGAAGAAUGAAAAACAGGCAGCAUUGUAAAGAGAGACUGACUAGGCGAAUCAGCACAAAUCUAAUUACCCCAACAUGGUCAUGCAGCAUGAGACAUAUUCCCAUGACAACUGGCAAUACAAACACCAUGCUAUUCUUAUUAUUAAGGGACGAGGGAGCAGCCACUCUCACACACAGUGUGAUAAAGGAGAAGUCACAAUGUAUCUCAAAAGGAUACAUUGACCUCACAGAAGGUGUUGUAUUACUGAUGAUCUGGCAUACAAACUAAGGGUACUGUCCAUUCACGUCAGCCAAAUUAAUCCAUAAAGAGUCCUCUGUGUGUCUAAUGAGCUCUUCUCCUAGAUUACAUGAAUAGCCUGAUUGAAUUACAGUCUUUGUAAUCAUACAGGUUAAUACAGUAUGUUACAUUUUUGCAUUCUAUGGUUGAGAGGGAAUAUCGGGGCAAAUUACCUGACACAAUUGAUUGUGCAUCCUCGCUCUCUCAUUGCAUUAGGUUUCCCCCUAUCGACAGGACAGGAUGGCACUUCUCAAUUACCCUAUUCCAGAGCUGGAUGUCACCUUACAAGAGGCAGGCCGUGUGCUCCAGCUCACCCUGAGCCCUGAGCUCUAUCCUCAAUACAAAAACACCCUUAGCCAACAGAGGGAGGUCCUGCAGGAGGCCCAAAAGUGCUUGGCGGCUACCGCCUCUGGCCUAGAGAACUGGGUGACAGAGCAAUUCAAGAGCCGGCUGCUCUCAUGUACCGACCCCCUGCCCACCACGACAGCCAUCCCCGCUGUCCUGCCCCCCUCCAGAGCCAAGGAGUGCGCCCAACUGGAGAGGGCUGCCGCUCUGCUCUGGGCUGUGGCCAAGAUGUAUAGUGAGCCUUCGCUGGUGGAGGGUGAGGGGCCAACUGAGCGUACACAGCAAUCAGAGGUGUUUGCUGCCAGCCGCAUUCCUGGGAAGACCCAAGAUGAGAUUAAAGUAAGCUUUGGGAAAUAAAUAGAGUACUUUGACUCAGUGUUUUGAGGUGUUUUCAUACACCAUCUCUGAUGAUAAUGAUAAGAGUUCAUCAUACUCCCUUGUCUUAUUUGAAUCUAAUGUGAUUAUCUCCUACUUCUUAAUGUGCUAUUUGUAUUACAGGUGUACCCAGACUGCCUCCAUGCCAUCGUCAUCUGUGCUAGAGGGGUAUUUUCAGUCAACAUACUGCAGCGUCCCAGCCCAGGAGGGCCUAUGUCCCCUCUACCGUUCCCUGACAUCUACAGCCAAGUGGCUCAUGUGAUGAGCCAACAUAGAGCUGCCAAGAACAACGAGCCCUCUGCCAUCUGCGGCCUCUCUGCCCUGCAGCGGCAAGCCUGGAGUGCCGUGAGGGAGGAGAUCCUGAGAGCAGGAGGGGCAGCGGCCGCCUCACUGGGGUUGAUGGAGAGUGCUGUGGUGGCUCUCUCCCUGGAAGACUGCAAUCCACCAGCUGAUCUGGCAGACACCCUCAACGCUGUCAGAUUGGGAGGAGGAGAUGGGCCCUGUCUGAGAUACUAUGACAAGGUACAGUAUGUGAUGUUUGUGGUACUAUAAUUGUGGAUGACAACUACUACAAUACAGUACAGUACAGUACAGUGGUGCUGUAGUGAAUCAACUGGAUUCAUCGGGUUACUGGAUGAGAAUAUGGUCUUAAAUUAUACAUCUCAUUAAAACCUGGAACAUGAAUUUCUGUGUUGACAAAAAUAUACCCUAGAUAAUUGAGUUAAAUCAGUUUUCAAUAUUGAAUCAAAUUGUAAGUGGAUCAUUACUGCACAUCAGACAUCCGUAAUUGCACCCAACAAACUUCAGUUUAUUAACUCACUGACACAAUACUUGAAAACUUAGGUUCCUCUUUAGGUCAACAUCACAAGCAAACAUCACAAGUAUCACAAGUAAAUUAAAAACUAUUUUUCUAUACUUUUUCUUCAGGUGGUGAACCUGGUGGUAUUCAAAGACAGCACAGCUGGGAUGGUGUUCGAGCACAGUGCACUGGAUGGAAUGGUGGCUGGGUUAGUGGCUGAGACUGUGUGGUAUCUCUCUGAGUCUCUUAAUGUAGACCUAGUCCAGGCCAACACAGGAAGAAAUGAGUCAGCCUAUCUUAACAAGGCUGAUUCCUCCUCCCCAAGCCCCCUAGCAUUCCCACUACUGGGUAUAACUAAAACAGAUCCCCCAAAGUCCUCCACUAAAGCAAUUCAUCCUAUCAUCACAUUUGAGGUUCCCUCUUACCCAGAUGUCUUUGCUACCCUCCGGGGUCACAGGGGCCUGUACGAUGCCUGGGAUCAACUUUUCCUUGCAGCUCUCCCUGAGGCAGACUCUUGGGGAAUCUGCUGCCAGCCACAUUCUUGUAACCCCUACCCAUAUGCGUCACUACAAGCAUGGCCGCUGCGAUCCGACAUACUCCCUCACCAUGCAAUCCUGCCAGCUCAUCGGUGCUUUGGCAUCCUGCAUCGGACCAGACAACAACCCUCGAUACACGAACGAACUGCUCCGUCUGUUCCAUGUGGCUUUCCUGGAGCACAAGAACCUGAUCAAAGCCACUAAAAGUGGACAUGGUGUGGGCCCUCACCUGGCAGCCCUACGCUGGUCCAUGUCUCCAGACAACCCUCUCAAGAAGUUUCUUGACCCCUUUGGGUGCCCCUCCGUUUACCUUACUGGCAAGGAUUUGAUGGAGGGAGUGGAGCUUGCUGUAGGGAAUGUGUACGCUAAAGACCAACUGGCUGUAACCUACCUGGGGAGGAGAGACCGGGUCCGUAUGGUGCUCAAUGGGAAAGGCACCUUUGCCACAGUGUUGGAGAAGCUUCAAGAUAGCCUGAAAGUAAAUCUGAAGCUGGUGAUGCUUCUCGCUGUCAGAUAUGCCGUCGCCGGACAAAUGGGAGCCAUGGAGUGUCUGCUGCAAGAAGGACAAGCAGGAAGAAGGAAUGGAUCCGCCCAAGGGGAAAUUCACAAAAGCAUCAGUCCAGCAGGCCAAAAACAAGGCAAGACAAUGUCCAAGUCAACACUUCCCUCUGACUCUGCCUCCAACAUGAGUCCAGACUUCACUCUGGUGAUCCAUGGUGGAGCUGGGGAGGAGAUGAUGCUGAAUACAAAGGUGGUAGGUGUCAUUGAAUUUGCUCUCCAGACAGCCCUGACCCUCGGAGCACAAGUGCUACAACAAGGAGGCAGUAGUCUUGACGCAGUGCAGCGGAGUGUGCAAGCUCUUGAGGACUGCUUUCUGUUCAACGCCGGGAAGGGAUCUGUUUUCAACAAAGAUGGGAAAAAUGAAAUGGAGGCGACCAUAGUAGAUGGAAAUGGGAUGAACUCUGGAUCGGUGGCUUGUUUGCAGAGUGUGAAGAACCCAGUGAAAGCAGCAAGACAGGUCAUGGAGAAGAGUGCACACUCACUCUUAGUAGGGGAAGGUGCAGAAGAGUUUUUGCAAGGCUUAGAAGAGAGUGAGAAGCCUAUGAGGGCGGAGUACUUCCAAACUGAUGUCCGUCGCAGAGAACUGAUAGCAAAACUCAGUGCUGGCAACGCCUCCAAGAACAACCAUCCACAGACAGUGGGAGCUGUUGCUUUGGAUCGAUGGUGUAGGUUAGCUGCUGCAACGUCCACAGGUGGGUUGGUGGGAAAAUGGAAGGGUCGAGUUGGGGACACAGCAGUAGUGGGAGCAGGUAUAUUUGCUGAUGACAAACUUGCAGUAACCUGCUCUGGCGAUGGAGAUGUGUUUCUAAGGCACACAGUUGCACAAAAAGUGGCCAGUCUCUACCAUCAUAAAGGCUACAGCCUUAGGGCGGCGUGUCGAGAAGUCAUGUCUGAGAACUUGAAGGGCAGCUGUGCUGGAAUCAUUGCUGUAGACGCCAAAGGCGAUGCUGUUGUUGAAACCAAUGCUGGGGUGUUGUUUGUAGCAUCCAUGGUUGGUGGCAUUGCACGUGUCGAAGUCCUGAGACCCAUGAAGAGUUAUUCCAAUGUGAUCUGGGAGACUGACGAACUGGUUGCUCAGCUACACUCCAACCCUUGGACACCAGGUGCCACCAUCCUUACCCGAAAGACUCUGAGUGGGCCAAGCAGCAUCUUUCAGCUGGCUGUGCCAGAUUUCUUAGCACUGUUGCAAGGAGCACGGGCUGUUGCAAACCUGCUAUGCGAACGACUGGGGGUACAGCGUUGCGCCCUAGUAUUUAACCCACAUCCCAAGCAGCCGGCCCAUAUUCGAGUGCUACCACUUCAUGGCCUGGAACCCAACUGGCGCCCCCAUCUGGCCGGGGAGGAGGACUUUCAGCCCUAUGACCCAGGUUAUUGCAGCUCAAAGAGUGGCCCGCGCUGGGAAGAUGCAGAUCUGACCCAGGUUCAGGCCAAGAUUCGGGACAGGCUGCCAACGCCUAACGCACCAUCGUGCUAUGACUUCUUAGGAGAUCCCUCCCACAAUGGACUGUUCUGCCGUAUCGUUCGUGGGGAGGAGCAACAGUGGCGGGUGUGGGAGGACAGUGAUCAUGUGGCUUUCCUCACUCCCUACCCUAACACACCUGGACUCACAGUUCUAGUGCCACGUAAACCACUGUCCAGCAACAUUUUCAGUCUGGAAGAGACUGAUUACACAUCACUGAUCCUGGCCACUCGUAAGGUAGCUGGACUGCUGGAGGAAGGAAUGCAUGCUCGAGGUGUUGCACUCAUCUUUGAGGGCUUUGAGAUUGAUUAUGCCCAUGUCAAGCUGAUCCCUCUGGUUCCUCCACGUGGUGACAAGCCUGUUGAGGUGUUCCCAGAGUACUUCCAAAGAUACCCCGGCUACGUCUCAUCUGCCGAUGGCCCUCCCGCCAGCCCUGAAUCUCUAAAGGAGAUCCACACCAAAAUCACACUUUGCAGGCCUCCUCGUUCCUGGGAGGACCCACAGAGCCACUCCAUGUUAGCCAUCAAGAGCCAGUGGUACCGCAAUCUCUUUCAAAUUCAAAAUACCCUCUUCCACAGCACUGUGGAGUACUUCAACAACACCUGUCAGUACGCGUACGCCCUGACUCCUCUCACCACUGACACAAUCUCCUCUCCGAUGGGCCUGGGAUCAGACUCAGAGCCCGUUUACGUCAACAUGCUGGGGCAGAAUGUGUACUUGGCCGACUCCAUGCAAUUUGUGCUGGAGUAUUUCUUGCGAUUCCAAGAGAACUUGCCGGGGACAUACUAUGUAUCGCCAAGUUUCCGGGGAGAAGAUCCAGAUGCCACGCAUCUUAACCAGUUCUACCAUGUUGAGUGUGAGCUCCUAGGCGACAUGGAUACUGCCAUGCACAUAGCUGAGGAAUACUUGGCUCAUCUCACCAAUGCAAUGCGGAAGAAACACUCCAACAUCAUCCUGAACUCCGCUGGGACCCUUUCACAUGUCCAGGAUUUACUGGAGAAGUUGGAGGGAGGAACCCCUCUCCCAAGAGUCACUCUGGACAAGGCCAUCCCUAUGAUGCCCUCACCAGACUGCUUGGAGUGGGUACAGGACGGCCAGCCCCAGUUUGGCAGGAAGUUAACCCGCAAAGGAGAACGGGUCUUGAUUGAGAAGUACGGAGGCGCUGUUUGGCUGACAGAGAUGGACCACCUGGGAGUACCUUUCUACCAAGCAUAUGUGGAGGGCUCGGGCAGACGCAAGGCAAAAGCAUCGGACCUCCUCUUGGGAUUGGGGGAGACUCUGGGUCUUGGGGAGCGUCACUCCAACCCCGAGAUGGUGCAAGAAGCCCUCAGACAUCACGCUGUGCCAGAGGAAUCCUACAAGUGGUACAUCAACAUGCGGCAGGUCAUUCCACUCCUCACCAGUGGGUGGGGCAUGGGCACAGAGCGCUACUUGUGUUGGCUGCUUCAGCAUAAUGAUGUCAGAGACAUACAUAUUAUACCCCGUAUGAAGGCCAGGAAAUACAUGCCUUAA
Messenger RNA from Coregonus sp. 'balchen', 8873 nucleotides. The record is from the annotation of a GenBank genome assembly. Lineage: Eukaryota; Metazoa; Chordata; Actinopteri; Salmoniformes; Salmonidae.